Molecule: messenger RNA, 4113 nt
Organism: Delphinapterus leucas (beluga whale)
Lineage: Eukaryota; Metazoa; Chordata; Mammalia; Artiodactyla; Monodontidae
Gene: EXOC2
Product: exocyst complex component 2
Biological process (GO): exocytosis; Golgi to plasma membrane transport
Cellular component (GO): exocyst
Source: RefSeq, a predicted model, not a curated record
AUCGACGCCCUCGGCGCUCCGGUGGCGGAAGUGAGGACGUUGGCGGCGGGGCGGCAGCGGCCAGGGAGCCCUUGGUCGAGCGCGGGGUCCUGUCCGUGCGGGCCUGCAGUCUUGCUGAAAUGGAGUUGGUGUUGCUGAUGCCUGUUCAGGACUGGAAAGGCUAGGCUGCUGACGCUUUCCACAGGGGCUAAUAUUACUUCCGUAGCUUGACCUCUACUUUCCUCAACAAGCAGAAUGUCUCGAACACGACAACCCCCCCUUGUGACAGGCAUCUCUCCAAAUGAAGGAAUCCCAUGGACAAAGGUCACGAUUAGGGGAGAAAACCUGGGGACUGGGCCAGCUGACCUCAUAGGUCUGACAAUUUGUGGGCAUAAUUGCCUUCUGACAGCAGAGUGGAUGUCUCCGAGUAAAAUUGUGUGUCGCGUGGGACAGGCCAAGAACGACAAAGGAGACAUUAUUGUCACAACCAAGUCAGGUGGCAAAGGAACCUCCACAGUCUCCUUCAAGCUGCUCAGACCUGAGAAAAUAGGUAUUUUGGAUCAGUCUGCUGUGUGGGUUGAUGAGAUGAAUUACUAUGACAUGCGCACUGACAGGAAUAAAGGGAUUCCUCCCUUGUCCCUGCGUCCUGCUAAUCCACUCGGCAUCGAGAUUGAAAAAGGUAAAUUUCCGCAGAAGGACUUAGAAAUGCUGUUCCCUGGAAUGAGUGCUGAUUUUACAAGUGAGAACUUUUCGGCUGCCUGGUACCUCAUAGAGAACCACUCCAACACCAGUUUUGAACAGCUCAAAAUGGCCGUCACCCACCUGAAGAGACAGGCUAACAAGAAGAGCGAGGGCAGCCUGGCAUGCGUGAAAGGGGGACUCAGUACUUUCUUUGAGGCACAGGACGCCCUCUCAGCCAUCCAUCAGAAACUAGAAGCGGAUGGAACGGAAAAAGUUGAAGGAUCCAUGACGCAGAAACUGGAGAAUGUUCUGCACAGAGCAAGUAACACUGCGGACACAUUGUUUCAAGAAGUCUUGGGUCGUAAGGACAAGGCGGAUUCCACUAGAAAUGCGCUCAAUGUGCUGCAGCGAUUUAAGUUUCUCUUCAACCUUCCUCUAAGUAUUGAAAGGAAUAUCCAAAAGGGUGAUUAUGAUGUGGUUAUUAAUGAUUAUGAAAAGGCCAAGUCACUUUUUGGGAAAACGGAGGUGCAAGUUUUCAAGAAAUAUUAUGCUGAAGUAGAAACACGGAUUGAAGCUUUAAGAGAAUUACUUCUGGAUAAGUUGCUUGAGACACCAUCGACCUUACAUGACCAAAAACGUUAUAUAAGGUACCUGUCUGACCUCCACGCGCCAGGCGACCCUGCGUGGCAGUGCAUCGGAGCCCAGCACCGAUGGAUCCUCCAGCUCAUGCACAGCUGCCAGGAGGGCUGCGUGCGGGACCUCAAAGGGCCACCGGGCCUUCACAGCGCCACGCUGGACCUGGACGGCGACGUGCGUGCCUCCUUGCCGGGUCAUCUAGGCCAGACGGCGUCUCUGAAGAGGGGUAGCAGCUUUCAGCCUGGUCGAGAUGAUGCAUGGAGAUACCAAACUCCCCACCGGGUGGCAUUUGUUGAAAAAUUGACCAAGCUUGUUUUAAGUCAGCUGCCCAACUUCUGGAAACUCUGGAUUUCAUAUGUUAACGGAAGCCUUUUCAGUGAGACUGCUGAGAAGUCAGGCCACAUUGAAAGAUCAAAGAAUGUAAGGCAAAGACAAAAUGAUUUUAAGAAAAUGAUCCAGGAAGUAAUGCACUGUCUGGUGAAGCUGCUCCGGGGGGCCCUGCUCCCGCUCAGCGUCACGGAGGGCGGAGGGCGGCAGUGCAGAGGCUGGGAAGUGAAGGCCGAGCUCUCUGGGCAGGGGCUCGCUCACGCCAUCCAGACUCUGAGGCUUACUUAUGAAUCCUUGACUGCCCUUGAGAUUCCUAAUGACCUGUUACAGACGAUCCAGGACCUCGUCUUGGACCUUCGAGUGCGUUGUGUGGUGGUCACACUGCAGCACACAGCGGAAGAAGUAAAGAGAUUGGCUGAAAAGGAAGACUGGGUUGUCGACAGUGAAGGCCUGACGUCCCUACCAUGCCACUUUGAGCUCUGCGUGGUGCACUCCCUGCAGUCGCUGCGAGAAGUCCUGGAGUGCAAGCCCGGAGAAGCCAGCGUCUUUCAACAACCGAAAACCCAGGAAGAGGUUUGCCAACUAAGCAUCAACAUCAUGCAGGUUUUUAUAUGCUGUCUGGAACAGUUGAGCACCAAGCCUGAUGCCGAUGUAGAUACUGCACAUCUCUCCGUUGAUGUUUCUUCUCCUGAUUUGUUUGGAAGUGUCCAUGAAGACUUUAGUUUGACUUCUGAACAGAGACUUUUAAUAGUCCUGAGUAAUUGCUGCUACCUUGAACGUCACACCUUCCGAAAUAUCGCAGAACAUUUUGAAAAGCACAACUUCCAGGGAAUAGAAAAAAUAACACAGGUUAGCAUGGCCUCACUGAAAGAGUUGGACCAAAGACUCUUUGAAAACUACAUUGAAUUGAAGGCAGACCCCAUCGUUGGCUCCUUAGAACCUGGAAUUUACGCAGGCUACUUCGACUGGAAGGACUGCCUGCCCCCGACAGGUGUCAGAAACUACUUAAAAGAAGCAUUGGUGAAUAUAAUUGCUGUGCAUGCAGAGGUGUUCACUAUUUCCAAAGGCCUGGUGCCUCGGGUGCUGUCUAGGCUGGUGGAAGCAGUUUCUGAAGAGCUGAGUAGGCUGAUGCAGUGCGUCUCAUCCUUCAGCAAAAACGGAGCAUUGCAGGCAAGGCUUGAAAUCUGCACCCUGAGGGACACCGUGGCUGCUCACCUGACGCCAGAGAGCAGAUCCAGUUUCAAGCAGGCUCUGGAAGCCCUACCGCAGCUCUCGAGUGGAGCGGACAGAAACUGCAUGCUGCAUGGUGAAGGCUGCGGAAGACUGGGCGGCUCAGGCCUACACCGAAGCAUCUUCCGGGGCCUCCUGCAGCUUCCAGGGCACCUGGGGCGGCGACGAGAGAUUCAUCAGGAAGUUACAUGCGAGCAUCUGGAGCUUCAGCUGUCCUAAAUUGUGCAGCUGUGCUUAAAACCUUUAUUUCAUACAGAUGGCUCCCGAUUCAAGUAGACUUUUAGAAAAACGUGUGGUCUGAAUUAAAAGGUGUGACAUUUGGGCUGUGCUUUCUGUGGUCCUCCAUCCGUGAGUUAACUGCUGCCACUUUCUAUGUUCACAGCGCUCGUGACAUCGGGCCUCUUUUGUGUGACUCGCCCUGAACCUGACGUGGGCCUUGCGGCAUCGUGCCUCCUGCCCCAGGACCCCCUUGCACGCGUGGGGAACGGCGGGCCCAGGCGCCUUGUGCACGCUGUCCCUCUGGCACCUUCCGCGCCACUUCUGGCCCCUUGAGUGGCCUGCUUGGUGGCCACGGGGGGUCUGCUCUGGUGGCAUCUGUGUCACCAGGCGUGGGAGCUGCCGCUGACACCGUUACCAGAGCAUGUCAGGCUGCCGCGACCUCCUUCAGAGUCAGCUUCCCUGACCUGACUUUGUCACACCGUUUGCUUCAGAAAACUGAGUCAGGGUUUUAGAUUUUUCCAGGGAUGUCACAGAAUCCCCUUUUCAACACUGGCAUUAAGGUCUGUAUUAAUACGGGGAACUCUGCGGUCCAUCAUGGCCAUGUGCAGUGUCCAUCGUUUGAAGUGAGUCCCUGUUGUGUUUGUGCAUUUGUUGGUGUUGGGGGAUGGGGCGUGGCAACUAGAAGGGAACGUUUCACCUUGUACAGAUGUGCUGGAUGAAGCUUAUUAAGAAAUAUACGGACUGUCGUCUGUCCUAAGCAUGUUAACCAUUGUAUCUGCCACGGCUGAGAACUAAAUUACAAAACUGCAAUCCUGAGUGUUUGUGUUAUUUUAAAUAUCUGAUGCAGAGCCUUCAGCCAAUAGUGUGUCUUUAAUACGAGAUGUAAGUUAGUUGGCGUUUUUUCCCUAAGCAUCUUUAUUUCAGCAUUUUCAUUAGCUGUGUAACUUUUUAUAUGUCUAGUUAUAACCCUCACAAUAAAUAUUGGGUUGGCCAAAAAGUUUGUUCGGAACUUUUGGGCCAACCCAGUGCUUAAAUCCCGGU